AUGGAUGGAGAAGUUCUGGGCCGCAGAGUCUCUGUGGUGGACACCGCAGGGCUCUGCAGCUCCCGUCUUUCUGCAGAGAAUAUCAAACAAGAGCUGGAGGAAGCUGUCAAGCAGAGCUCUCCUGGUCCUCAUGUUUUCCUCCUCGUUCUCCAGUUAGGAAGGUUCAGCAAACAGGAGCAGGAAGGGCCAACAAUCCUGCAGAAGAUUCUGGGUCCUGAGGUCCUCAAACACACCAUGAUCCUGUUCACCUACGGAGAUCGACUGAAAGACACUGAUAUAAACUUGGAUCAGUUUGUUAGAGAGGAUCAGAACCUGCAGAAGCUGCUGAAAAGCUGCAGUGGGAUGUACCACGUUCUUAACAACAAUGAGAUGGAAAACAGGAAGCAGGUCCAGGAUCUGCUGGAUAAAAUAGAUCAUAUCUCAGGCGGAGCUUCCAAGAAACCAGCAAUCAGGAUGGUUCUUACUGGGAAAACUGGAACUGGAAAGAGUACAGCAGGAAACACCAUAUUGGGCAAAAAAUGUUUUAAAUCUAAACCCUCCCUGUCAUCAGUAACAUCCGCCUGUGAGAAGAACUACAGUCGUUUUAAUGAUGAGACACUGGUUGUAGUCGACACUCCAGGUCUGUUUUGUACUUUAAAACCAAACAGAGAAACACUGAUAGAGAUGGCAAAAUGCAUCUGUAUGGCUGCUCCUGGACCUCAUGUGUUCCUGGUUGUUAUCCAGCUGAACCGAUUUACAGAAGAAGAAAAGAUUGCAGUGAAAAUGAUCCAGAAAUGGUUUGGAGAAGAAGCUUCCAAAUACAGCAUGAUUUUAUUCACUCAUGGAGACGUGCUGAGUGAGAUGGGAGGAAGAGAAGCAAUGGGGGGUUUAAUCAAGGAGAAUAAAGCUCUCUCUGACUUUAUUGAUCAGUGCCAGGGACGAUACCAUGUUUUUGACAAUGACGAGAAGAAUCAAGCUCAAGUCAGAGAGCUGCUGGAGAAGAUCAACCAAAUGUUAACAGAAAAUGGAGGAAGCUACUACACCAAUGAAAUGUUCCAAAAGGCAGAGAAAGCCAAUAGAGAAGAAAUGGAAAGACUUCUGAAAGAACAUCCAGGGAUGAGUCCUGAAGAUGCAAGAGAAAAAGCUCCCACAGCUUCCAAGAAACCAGAAAUCAGGAUGGUUCUUACUGGGAAAACUGGAACUGGAAAGAGUGCAGCAGGAAACACCAUAUUAGGGGAAACAAGUUUUGAAUCUAAACCCCGCCUGUCAUCAGUAACAUCCGCCUGUGAGAAGAACUACAGUCGUUUUAAUGAUGAGACACUGGUUGUAGUCGACACUCCAGGUCUGUUUUCUACUUUAAAACCAAACAGAGAAACACUGAUAGAGAUGGCAAGAUGCAUCUGUAUGGCUGCUCCUGGACCUCAUGUGUUCCUGGUUAUUGUCCAGCUGAACCGAUUCACAGAAGAAGAAAAGAUUGCAGUGAAAAUGAUCCAGAAAUGGUUUGGAGAAGAAGCUUCCAAAUACAGCAUGAUUUUAUUCACUCAUGGAGACCUGCUGAGUGAGAUGGGAGGAAGAGAAGCAAUGGGGAGGUUAAUCAAAGAGAAUAAAGCUCUCUCUGACUUUAUUGAAAAGUGCCAGGGACGAUACCAUGUUUUUGACAAUAAAGAGAAGAAUCCAGCUCAAGUCAGAGAGCUGCUGGAGAAGAUCAACAAAAUGUUAACAGAAAAUGGAGGAAGCUACUACACCAAUGAAAUGUUCCAAGAGGCAGAGAAAGCCAACAGAGAAGAAAUGGAAAUACUUCUGAAAGAACAUCCAGGGAUGAGCCCUGAAGAUGCAAGACAAGGAGCAGAAAAAAACAACUCAUUCAUUCGGGGCUAUGUAGCAGCAGGAGCUGGUGUUGGAGCUGCUGUUGGAGCUGCUGUUGGAGCGGGGGUUGGAGGACCAGUGGGAGCUGCAGUGGGAGCUGCAGCAGGAGCUGCAGGUGGUGCUGAAUCAGAGCAAAAGGCUGACGUCAGAGUGGUGCUGGUGGGUCAGGAGAGAGUUGGGAAGAGCUCAGCAGGAAACACCAUCCUGGGAAAAGAGGCAUUUGACUGUCAGGUCAGCUUCAUCCCAGUGACUCUGAGAAGUAAGAGAAUGGAUGGAGAAGUUCUGGGCCGCAGAGUCUCUGUGGUGGACACCGCAGGGCUCUGCAGCUCCCGUCUUUCUGCAGAGAAUAUCAAACAAGAGCUGGAGGAAGCUGUCAAGCAGAGCUCUCCUGGUCCUCAUGUUUUCCUCCUCGUUCUCCAGUUAGGAAGGUUCAGCAAACAGGAGCAGGAAGGGCCAACAAUCCUGCAGAAGAUUCUGGGUCCUGAGGUCCUCAAACACACCAUGAUCCUGUUCACCUACGGAGAUCGACUGAAAGACACUGAUAUAAACUUGGAUCAGUUUGUUAGAGAGGAUCAGAACCUGCAGAAGCUGCUGAAAAGCUGCAGUGGGAUGUACCACGUUCUUAACAACAAUGAGAUGGAAAACAGGAAGCAGGUCCAGGAUCUGCUGGAUAAAAUAGAUCAUAUCUCAGGNGUCCUUAAACACACCAUGAUCCUGUUCACCUACGGAGAUCGACUGAAAGACACUGAUAUAAACUUGGAUCAGUUUGUUAGAGAGGAUCAGAACCUGCAGAAGCUGCUGAAAAGCUGCAGUGGGAUGUACCACGUUCUUAACAACAAUGAGAUGGAAAACAGGAAGCAGGUCCAGGAUCUGCUGGAUAAAAUAGAUCAUAUCUCAGGUGGAGUGGGGUACCUGUGA
This is a messenger RNA of Cyprinodon variegatus (sheepshead minnow), 2763 nucleotides long. Its product is annotated as GTPase IMAP family member 8-like. The transcript has 5 exons. The record is from RefSeq and is a predicted model, not a curated record. The coding region runs from base 1 to 2763 and encodes 920 amino acids. Gene Ontology annotation, molecular function: GTP binding. Lineage: Eukaryota; Metazoa; Chordata; Actinopteri; Cyprinodontiformes; Cyprinodontidae.